Messenger RNA from Pecten maximus, 769 nucleotides. Its product is annotated as macrophage migration inhibitory factor-like. Bases 142 to 477 code for a protein of 111 amino acids. The transcript has 3 exons. The record is from RefSeq and is a predicted model, not a curated record. Gene Ontology annotation, molecular function: cytokine activity; phenylpyruvate tautomerase activity. NCBI's taxonomy places the organism in Eukaryota, Metazoa, Mollusca, Bivalvia, Pectinida, Pectinidae.
GGACUAUAGGUAUUGAAAAAUGCAUUUCUAAAGCCAAUACACACUCGGGCGUUAUAUAGGUAUAGAGGUGUCUACAUCGUAUCGAUCAGUCAAUACACACGGGUGCUGGUCAUCGAGGACCAGACACGACCAGGAGACAAAAUGACCAUCACGAAGCUGGCCGUAGUUGUCCGAACCAAUGUUCCGAAAGCUGCUAUACAGAAGGAAUUCCUCGAGCAGUUGUCAACUCACCUGGCCAAAAAAUACAACACCGAAGAACAGCAUGUGGUUCUCGAGAUUCACGGUGACGUCAUGAUGACACGUGGAGGGAAGACGUCACCAAUGUUAAAUAUGAAUGUCUACCACAAUAGUGACAUGAUCACCCAGGCAACGAAGCACGCCGACGCCGGGUCUAUAGCCAAGUUUGUUAAUGAUGCGGUCAGCAUCCCUGUCGACAGGAUACUGGUGCUUUUCUUUGACACAAGGAAGUGCACGUGAUCGCCCAAUAGACACACUGCUUCUAAUUCCUAGUGGAGAUUUGCGGAAACUGAGAGGAACAAAAUGUGAUUUGUAGACGCAUAGACUUUCAACAUUAAUUUAUUUCAUUUAAUAGACGUCAUUUUCAUUAUAAUUUUUUUUUUUUUUUUUUGGAGAAGAUAAAAAAAAACCCAAAUACUGUGAUACAUUGAUACGAUGUAUACGGAGUGUCACGUGAUUAUACGUAGGUUGCUAGUCCGACAGAAAUGAUGUAAUUACUCCAUAUUCAAUACAUUAAAAUAAUCUAAUGAUA